Molecule: messenger RNA, 780 nt
Organism: Arachis stenosperma
Lineage: Eukaryota; Viridiplantae; Streptophyta; Magnoliopsida; Fabales; Fabaceae
Product: agamous-like MADS-box protein AGL62
Exons: 1
Coding region: 1-780 (259 amino acids)
Biological process (GO): positive regulation of transcription by RNA polymerase II
Molecular function (GO): protein dimerization activity; DNA-binding transcription factor activity, RNA polymerase II-specific; RNA polymerase II cis-regulatory region sequence-specific DNA binding
Source: RefSeq, a predicted model, not a curated record
AUGUCUACUGCUAGGAAAAGCCGUGGUCGCCAAAAGAUUGAGAUGAAGAAGAUGAGCAAUGAGAGCAACCUCCAAGUCACAUUUUCCAAGCGCCGUGGUGGGUUGUUUAACAAAGCUAGUGAACUUUGCACACUCUGUGGUGCUGAAGUGGCAAUCAUCGUGUUUUCCCCAGGACAGAAGGUCUUCUCCUUUGGCCACCCAAGCGUUCAAACAAUCAUAGAUCGUUACCUCAUGCAUGCGUCCAUGCAUAGCUCUGGCACCAUGCAGUUCAUCGAGGCCCAGCGAAGUGCUAGUGUGUGUGAGCUGAACGAACAGCUCACACGAAUUAGCAAUCAGCUGGACGUCGAAAAAAAACGUAGCGAUGAAUUGAGCCGCCUUCAGAAAACUGUCAUGACACAGUUCUGGUGGGCUUUGUCCAUUGAAAAUAUGGACAAGACCCAACUUAACCAACUGAAGGCGGCUUUAGAAAAACUCAAGAAGAGUGUUAUGUACUAUGCUGAAAAGCUCCAUAUUCAAGGCAUUGUUGCUAACCCUCCUCAGCCACUCCUUGGUUUGCCAUCUUCAAGUGAUGUGGUGCAUCACCAACCUCCUUUCCCACCACCAACAACUCAUCAUGUGUCUCAACUAUUUGCUUCUCAUAUUCGUCAACCUCUGAUGCUUAACGGCGAGAACCGUUUGAUGCAUAAUCCCAUGUUUGCUGAUUGGAGCAUGUUGCACCAACAUGGUUUUAACAUCAACACUGGUAUGGGAGGAUUUGGAAAUAUGGGUGGAUUGUUUUGA